UUCAAAUCACCUGAUUUUCCUCGGAGGAAAGUCAGAAAAUGUUUAUUUUUCUGGAUAUUGCACCAAUUUAGAGUAAAAUGAGCACUUCAGAGUCUCCCAACUCAUCAGUAACGAGUGAGACAUCACCAUUAGUGAGAAAUCCAAGUGCCAGUGUCUCAUCAUUGGGUAGCAGUAUUGGUGGAAGAGGACCAGAUGGCAAAAUCAGGCGUCCUCUGCAGUAUCAUAGCAUCAACCCAACCACUGAACACAGAGUAAUCCAACAAAACCAUGGCGACCAAGAACAGGCCAGCAUCCACAGAUAUAAAUACUACAGCAAGCUAGCGCCUCACCAAGAGAGCAGGCUGUUGAUGCCGGAUCAUAUUGUUCCAUCAGCAUAUUUUCUCAUUUUGCCCGUUAAACCAGCAAAAGGUCAACAAAGCAGCAUAAUAACCAUUUUCUCGAUAUGGAAUACCUUGAUGGGUACAUCUAUACUGAGUAUGCCAUGGGCCAUAGCAGAGGCAGGCUUUGGACUUGGUAUUUGUCUCCUACUGUUCAUGUGCGGCCUAUCAUUGUACACUGCCUACAGGGUUAUGAAGUCUCCAGAGGGUCUUGAUAUUGAAGUCGUUGAGUUCUCAGAUGUUUGCCGCUACUACCUUGGGAAAUGGGGUGAAGUUGCCAGUGUAUUUUUCUCUCUUUUUGCACUCCUCGGGGCCAUGAUUGUUUACUGGGUGUUGAUGUCGAACUUCCUCUACAACAGUGUGGUCUUUAUUUAUCAUGAUGUUACAAACACUUCUUUGCCUAUCAGUGUUGGUAAUGCUACACCAUAUGAAGACGCAUUCUGCAUUAAUGGUAACAUUACCGAUCCCACAACCCCCCCUCCAACGAUACCACCACACACCACUGAGGUUGUUGUAGAGAUUCUACAGUCAAGUUACGAUACGUUUACAAAAUGGUGGAGCAUGACAGACACUGUGCCAUUUUAUCUCAUCCUGGUCUUGGGACCACUCAUCAACUUCAGAUCACCAACAUUUUUUGCCAAAUUUAACUCAUUAGGGACACUCUCAGUUCUUUACCUUUUGAUAUUUGUUGUGGUUAAGUCUGUUAGAUGGGGAAUUCAUUUGGAUUUUGAUGCAACAGACCUUAUCAACAAUGUUCCCAUGUAUAGACCAUCAUUUGCUGCCCUAACAGGGACCCUCUCAUUAGCCCUGUUCAUCCACAACUGUAUACUCAGUAUGGUGAGGAACCAGAAACACCCAGAGAAUAACGGCCGUGAUUUGAGUAUAGCGUACUUGCUUGUCACAGUCACCUACGCGUUUGUGGGCAUUAUGUUUUACGCAGCAUUUCCGUUUGCCAAGAGCUGCAUUGAAGAUAACCUUCUGAACAAUCUCCGGAGCAAUGACAUCAUGUCAUUUGUAGCACGGCUGUUCCUGUUUUUCCAAAUGACGACAGUCUACCCACUGCUCAUCUAUCUAUUCAGAUUCCAGUUCUUUUACUUCUUCUUUGGGACAUCGAAUCCAAAGAUUAUUGGUAUUCUGAUACUGAACUUGGUGCUGGUUGCUCUUUGUGUCAUCUUUGCAAAAUUCCUACCCCACAUUGGUGCAAUCAUAAGGUUUUCUGGAGCAUUUUGUGGUCUUGCAUACAUCUUUGCUCUGCCGUGCAUAGUCUACAUACUUAGUGAAAGACAAAAAGGGAGUCUGACAUGGUUCAAACUAAUUGUCCACAUUGCAAUUAUCGUACUCGGAGUGGCAAAUGUUGCAGGACAGUUUAUAAUCAUGUAAAGCCAAAACUGAUUGAUGUGAGUGAACAUAGUGAGAGAGAGCAACAUUUUGUGAUAAUACAAUGUACUUCUAUAAUACACUGUAGUAUUGUGUUCUCCACAGGACUAUUUUCUUCUUGGACAUGUGGAUCUCAGAACAACCAGGAUAACACAAGGAUAUUGUAUUCCCAAGCAGGAUUAGUACAAGCCCACUUUGAAAGUAAAUUUUAUUUGUAUUUCGUGGAAAAUCUAAUUGGCAGGCCUGUGAUAAUAUACAAUUUAUGUACAGGAGUGCUAUCAUACUCACAGUAGAGAACAUUAUAUUUAUUGCAUGCGUCGAUUCGGCUAAUUGUUGAUAAGUCUCUUGCCCAUUGUAACAAGAAGGAGUAAUCUUGGCCAUUUGGAGGAGUGACUGUAAGAUUGAUAUUUCUGUACAAAAGUCAAAGAUUGUAAAAUAAAAGAUACCUGUUGUAUAUUUGUUGA
Molecule: messenger RNA, 2218 nt
Organism: Lineus longissimus
Lineage: Eukaryota; Metazoa; Nemertea; Pilidiophora; Heteronemertea; Lineidae
Product: neutral amino acid transporter 9-like
Exons: 15
Coding region: 78-1757 (559 amino acids)
Biological process (GO): amino acid transmembrane transport
Molecular function (GO): L-amino acid transmembrane transporter activity
Source: RefSeq, a predicted model, not a curated record